AUGGCAUCUUAUCAUAGGGUUUUGAUGACCUUUGAUAGGUCGGUGACCCAAAAAAGUGUCGAGUGCAAUUAUGAUAUCCACCCGUGGGAUGUGUUGAUAAAUGGCUCGCGGUGGAAUGGGAAGAUUCGACUCAUCGGCUAUGUCGAUGUCUUUUUCCUUAUAUGUUACUCAGGAGAAUCUCGCUUCGAGAAGGGCAUUAUUAUCUACAUAUUAAAAAAGUAUUUCGACUUUCAGACAGUCAAAGGAGGCCUUGACUACACAAUUACAAGCCUCGGUCAUGAGGUGGGGGUCAAAACGGAAUACGACGCAACCACUUUAAAAAAGUACGUCAUCAAAAUUCGCAAAGGUAGAGAUUCUAUAAUGAAACCGAGGAUUCGCAGAGGGGUCAGUCAGCAUGACCUCUUCGAUCUCAUGCACGAUGCCGUUCGUCUGGGAAUAAUCACACAAGCCGAGCUCAUCGGUCAAAUCAUUGGAAAGACCAUUGGUGGAUCUACAAUGGAAGAUGUCACAUCAAAAUAUCUUGAUGCUCUAAUAGGAGCAAGGAACUCCAAAAAUGUCGCACUGGAGGCUGACAGACAAUGA
Messenger RNA from Trichoderma virens Gv29-8, 582 nucleotides. RefSeq lists its product as uncharacterized. The record is from RefSeq and is a predicted model, not a curated record. The transcript has 4 exons. NCBI's taxonomy places the organism in Eukaryota, Fungi, Ascomycota, Sordariomycetes, Hypocreales, Hypocreaceae. The coding region runs from base 1 to 582 and encodes 193 amino acids.